UCAAUAUCUCAAGGAGAGAGCCAGUAAAAAUGAAAAAAAUAAGAAAUUAUAGAAAAUAAACCCUCUUCAGCGAAAUGAUAUAGCGUUUGAAGGCAUUUCUUGACGAUUACAUGCUCUAAUAUGCUUUUGUUGCCGUUUUAAGUUUGUGAAUUUGCCAUGAAUCGAAAUGGCUCGUCCUGACAGUUAGUACUUAGUAGGCCCGAAAAGAAAACAAAGCGAUAUUUUGUGUAAUACAACGGUUGAAGAUGUUUUCGAAAUCCAUAACCAGCAAGGAUACGUUCCUGGAGCAGACGAAAGCCGCACGAGAGGAACGCGCGCUGGAAAAGAAGCGAGAACAGUCUGCUGUUAAAAUACAGGCAAUUGUGCGCGGUUGGCUCGCGAGACAUAGAUUCAUUAAGCUCAUUUUGGAUGAUUUUGACAGACUCCUGCCUGAGUCACAAAGUCAAAGUUCCCAAGAUGAAUCUCAACCACCAGAGCUCGUUCAGGCUUUGGAGGUAUACAGAGUGGCUUGUCGCCUGUUCCUUAUCUUCAAACAGCAGAGAGAUAAAAAGAGAUUUGAGAAGCUGUGCAAGUAUAUUGUGCAGAGUUUGCACUCUGAGUCUGUUAAGAUAUCUUAUGUUGGUGUGUUUCUGAAUAAAGAAUACAGUUUGCGAUGGAUAGCUCAUAUAAAAGACCUACUAUACAAAUGCUGUCAAUACCUUGAGGAGCUAAAACCUGAGUCCCCUUUAGAAAUGCAGAGCAUACUCAUUCUGCUCCACACCUUAUUAGCCUUUACAGCUACCAACACAUGGGCUCUGACGAGGCUCAAAAACUUUGAGAAGCUUAGGGGUGGCAUGACUCAGUUGUGUGCUAAUGUUAUGGGUUCACUGUUCCAUAGAGGCUAUUAUUUAACACUUAAGUCCCUUCUACUCCGAGGACUUUGUCGCGAGAAAGUUAGCUUGAAGAAUAUAUCAUUGACAGCCAUUGUAACACUUUCAUUGAGGCCUCUGGUGUCGGCACAGUUUUCUGAAAAACUUCUCACAAUGUAUAUUAUUCAGAUUUUAUCUGUGCCUACAUUGGUGUUCCACAUGCAGCAGAUAUCACCCGAGUCAAUAGCAGCGUUCAGGACGCAUGGCUUGUUCGACAAAUGUGUGGAGUUCCUGAGCGCGGAUCAGAACAUGCGCAUCGUGUUCAACACUCUGGAGGGCAACUACGCGCUGUGUCUACUCGCCAAUCUCAUUCAACUCGCCUAUUGUGAAAGAGAGCAUGCGCAUCCCACCACAUACUACCCUACAUUUGUGUUAGUAGUGAGCCGCUUCCUGGACAGUUGCCAGCAGUAUGUGGUAUGCAAGAAGGGCAAUCUCAGCAAUUGGCACCCUGUCCUGGGCUGGUUUGCGCAGGGCUUUGACGCGUACUUACCGCCCGCUAUGGCAAACAUGCGGACACAGCUGUCUCUGCUAUGGGGCACUCCGUUGCUGAAGAAGCUACUGGGCAUCCCAUUAAAGGAAAUGUUGGAAGCUGGUAUAACUGGGGAGGAAGGGGCAGGACCAUCUCAGCCCUCAACGCCUGUCCAAAGCAGUAAUCCUGCCUCAUUUAUCAGGAGAGCCAUAGAAGCUAGGACUAGUAGAUCGAGUUCGAGUAAGAACUUCAGAAAAUUGGGUUCACCAGAUUGUACAAAAGUAGCUUUAAUUUGUUCUAUGUAUCACACGGCGCUACAGACUAUGUCGCAAGUUAAAUUAGAUAUAUUGACUGGUCUCUGCAACCAGGAUGAAAUACUAUAUUCGUUGUGGCAAUUCCUAUGCACGUUGGGACCCAACAGUGGACUGAAGGCUUUCCUAGAUCUCCUAGCGCUUAACACUAAAGCCUCGGCGCCUGAGUUUCAGAUGCUAAUCCUGUUUAGUGACUGCAUGACACAUUAUGUUACGAUAUUAGAUGACAUGGAAAUGUAUGAAAAACAGGAUCCUUUCAAGUUGCAGGAUUUUGUGAAUAUGUCACACUUUCUGAACAUGUUCAUCUAUAAAUCCAUUAUUGGACAGUUAUUUGAUCUGAAGACGAUUCAAAGCAACUCGGUGUUCUCGUCGCUGCACACGCUGCUGCUGGCGCUGUACCGGCGCGACUGUCGGCGUGCGUACGCGCCCAGCCAGCACUGGCUCGUGCGUGACAUACGCGACUCGCAGUUCAUGGCCGACCUUGAGAAGGGCAAGAAACCACAGCAGGUGCUGGUACAAAAGACUCCUCAUAUGAUUGCUCACGGAGAACGGGUUAGGCUGUUCCGACGUGCAGUGGCCGAUGAAAAGGUAGUACUUGGUCUCACAGAACGAGCAUGUGGAGGUCGAUCCACACUAGUAACGGUCCGGAGGAAUAGACUGGUAGAGGAUGGGUACAGACAGCUGGCGGCUUUACCGAGCAGGGCAUUACGGGGCGUGGUCCGAGUGCGGUUCAUCAAUGAGCAGGGCUUGGACGAGGCUGGCAUCGACCAGGAUGGAGUGUUCAAAGAAUUCCUAGAAGAGACGAUCAAACGCGUUUUCGACCCGUCUCUAAACCUGUUCCGUGUAACGAGCGAGGAGCGGCUGUACCCCUCACCCACGUCGUGCCUACAAGAGAACCACUUGCAGCUGUUUGAAUUCAUCGGCCGCAUGCUGGGGAAAGCUGUGUAUGAGGGUAUAGUGGUAGACGUGCCAUUCGCAUCGUUCUUCCUGAGCCAGGUGCUGGGGCAGACGCAGCAAGCGCUGUACAGCUGGAUCGAUGAACUGCCUUCACUUGACCGCGACCUGUACCGCAGUCUCACCUAUAUCAAGCACUUUCAGGGUGAUAUUUCAACAUUAGAACUCACGUUUUCCGUAGACGAAGAACGAUUGGGUGAAAUUGUGACUCACGAACUAGUUCCUGGCGGAAAAGCGAUUCCAGUUACAAAUGAAAACAAGAUUAACUACAUACACUUGAUGGCACACUUUCGGAUGCAUACGCAGAUAAAGGACCAAACAAACGCUUUUAUUAAAGGAUUUAGAACUAUAAUAAACCCUGAAUGGCUUUCGUUAUUCUCUACUCCGGAGCUUCAGCGCUUAAUAAGUGGCGAUAACGUCCCGCUAGACCUACGUGACUUGCGUCGUCACACGCAAUACUAUGGCGGCUUCCACGAUUCGCAUCGCGUAGUUUGCUGGUUAUGGGACGUACUUCAGAGGGACUUCACUGAGAACGAGCGAGCCAUGUUUCUUAAGUUCGUGACGUCAUGUUCCAAGCCUCCGGUACUGGGAUUCGCUCACCUCAAGCCUCCCUUCUCGAUACGUUGCGUCGAAGUUGGUGACGAUGAAGAUACCGGUGACACUAUAGGUAGUGUUAUACGAGGUUUUUUUACAAUCAGAAAGAAGGACCCCCUCAAUCGGCUACCGACUUCAUCUACUUGUUUCAACCUGCUAAAACUACCUAACUACCAAAAACGAAGCACACUGCGCGACAAAUUACGAUAUGCGGUCAACAGCAACACUGGUUUCGAACUCUCGUAGUCGCUAUUACUAUAUGCAACCACAUACAGUUCUACCACUUUUAUAAGUGAUCUGAUGUACAGUCGGCCUCAAAAUUCGAGUAGCAUUUUCGCGAAACCAUUGCCUUUUUCUAUAAACACGCCACUCACACCAACGCAUGUGCAUAACCGUGCCACGCGAAAAUGAUCAUUAAGGUGCUAAACGACUUUCGGCCUUUGACUGUACCUGCCCGAAAAAUUUCUCAGCCAAUCUCAGCGUACAUCCGUCUGCUAUUGGUUUAUACGUGCGAAUUAUGAGCGAGAUAGCACGAGUCUCUGUUAUUCUUGUGUUUAAAAUCUUAACGUGAAGCAAUAAGGUCUGCAUUUCAUUGAUGUAAAUUCGGUUUUAGGCGUUAGGUUAGUUGUUUUUCUGCGCAAACGAAUUUUGCCGAUGCUACUUAUAAAAAUGGUAGUACGUGUUUUAAAACAAAUUAAGGCUUUAAUCCCACUGCUCGAGGUCUAGAGUUGCGUAUCACACAGAUUUCUGAGAUCGCGGAUCGCAGAACACUCGACCGUUGAUUGUGGAAUUAACGUCAUAGGCCGCACCAAAUUUUAUAUUCAGUUGACUUAUAUUAUCUGCGAGUCACUUACGCACGCCUAAUAUUAAAAUAUCGAUGUUAUGGUGUUUAGCCCACAGCCAGAGUUCAGAGUUUUACAAGCGAAAAGCAGAACUCACAACUGUAGAACUCUGACUGUGAGAUUGACGCUUAAAGAGCACCGCAUAUCUAUGGAGUGAAGCCGACUAGAAGAAAAUCUGAUCUGUUUGAUAACAACAACGCACUAAAUAAAUGUCCAUAAAUAUAUAGGCCAAAAAUCCAGAAUCGAUUGGGACAAACUGGAUACCAACAUUCAUUACAAUUUGUUUUAUGUAUACUGGAUACUGAUUACUACAGAAAUCCAAUAUUAUAUUAGCCUGCCGGUAUUUUCUUUAAUAUUAUUGGUGGUGUUGUAAAAAUGGGUAAAAAUCACAAGCUAGUUAUGAUUUUUUUUUAUAUUAUAUAUACUUUGUUAUAUACCCCACUGCCUUUUCGGUAAGGUCCAUUGUAAAUUAUAAUGCACCUGUGGUAGCCAGUUGUCCUAAUCAAUUCUGUGGACUUUUUGGACUGUCCUUUUGAAAUUUCUUUUAUUGCUUACGGUUGAAAUUGGUAUUAUGUAACAAAACGGAAAAUAUUAAAAUCACUUGAGUCGCCGCCACUAUGCCAAAGUAAAUAAAGCCGAGCUUGAGUUGUUAUCGAAAAAGACGCUGUAUCUUGACUCCACUCCACUGCAGGUGUGUGUUGUGCCUAAGAACAAACGAAUUUUAUCAAACUGAAACAAUUAGCGAACUCAGUCCAAAAUUACUGAUAGGUGUACAUAGACAAUAAACUGUUUGUUGUAUAAGUUAGUGAUUGUCUGUAUAUUGAUAAAAUCGUCACGAAAGUUGAAACAAUGGGUGGUUAUUUCGCAGAAUUAAGUUGAACCCACACUGGCGGACAAUCGGAGCGCGGAUUGUGCCUCAUGUCACAUCUUUAUUCAUUCAAUUAUCAUUUCGGCGUUGGCCAAUCUUAGCGUAGACUAAUCAAUUUCGCAGGAGUUAUGCCGCCGGCCCAAGCAGAACGGCGCCCCACGUUAGACGAAGUUCCUCGUUAGAAGGAAUUCAUUCAUUGCAUAAAGGUUGAAUAUGACACAUGUCGUCUGAAUGGAUACCUAAGGAAACCCCUAUCUUGACUAUGAAUUCCAGUGACUACGACGUUCAGGUCCAGUUUGGUUUGAAGUUUCGAUUCGCAAAUUCUAUUAACACUAUAGCGACCCGCCCCGUCUUCGCACGGGUAGCUUAGUAAAAUUUUGAAAAUUAAAUAUAGCCUCUACUACUCGGGAAGCUUUUUACUGGUGAAAGAAUUUUCAAAAUCGGUUCAGUAGUUCUAGAGAUAACUUCCUACAAACAAACUUAGAAACUUUACCUCUUUAUAAUAUUAGUAUUAUAGAUUGGUGAGAUAUGUAAAAUCUUGUACUAAGGCGUGUGUAGGAUCGACGAAAUAUUUUUGGCCCGAUCCAGGUCAUGAACUAAGUUUAACUAACUUAAGUAAAAUUAACUUUACUGCGCUGUUAUUGUUUCACCUUUCGUGGCGAAAAUUGUGUACUAUGUGUGCCAAAUGGAAGAAAUGGAUACAUAACAGUUUAUUCACAAGAAUGCAGGUUGAUAUUGUCUCUUGGAACUGGAUUGGUGUAUGAAAAAUUGGUUAUCAUCAACUGUAGUAAUUAUUAUCUACUUGCCUGUCACGUUAUGUUUGCUCUCGCUUGCACUGACGCGGUUAGAGCUCUAGUGCGAGCGAGCUAGAUACAGUAUCCCUACCUGUUCUUCUAUUUGACGCGUGUAGUAUUUAAGGCCCUUACUAAUAAAAAUGAUCUAGGUACAACUUAUACAAUAUGGGUUAUGCAUACCUAGUGUAUGACAAAAAUGUCUAUAAACUAAACCAGUGUGUAAAUUUUUAAUAGUUAGGGCCUAGGUUUGGAAUGGUGUUUUAAAUUAUAAUUAUAAAUGGUUUGUUAUUUAGAAACCUUCAUCACUACUUUGGUAAUUUUGUAAUUUUUAAAGUCACUAGUUUUUUAGAAAUGCAGAUUAGAAAUCAAUAUAAUUUUUCUACAUUAUCUAAACUUAUAGCCUUUUAUAUAUAUUUUAGAAUUUCCUUUUUAUGUACUGGCAGUAAGGCAAACCUUUUUGCUUUUGUAUUUAAAAAGAAAUUUAAAUAUUAGUAUGAAAUAAUUUAUCCUAAAAGAUCCUCAAAUUUAUUUUUCUAAAAAGAGUAUUUUAUUUUUGUAUUUUUUUUUAAAUAAAUUGUUAUCAGUUAGUGAUUUCCAAGAAAACCUAAAUUUCUGUAAAUAUAACCUUAUUUAUGUAACCGUCUUAUUAGAAGUAGUAAAGGUAACACACACACACACGUAAGGGAAGGCGCUAAAAUGUUAAUAAGGCUGCCUAUGUACGAAGAAUCCCUUCGAUUUUCCAAAGAGUGCCUCUCCACUGAAGCGGAGUGGAGCGGAAUUUUCUUUAUACUGAAGCAAGAACAUGCGACAAUACGGCAUGCUGCAGCAUGUCGUGUUGUCGCUGACGAGGUCAACAUCGUGGCGUAGAAUGAGGAAUUAUCCGGGGCGAGUUUCUUAAAAAGUAGCAUCUUUUUCCUACUUCCUUGAAAGGGCGUGUACAUCUAUGAGGCUCUUAACGCCCUGGCAAGUUGCUCAUUAGAAUAUUACGACAGUUUGCCAUAUGAUGCAAGGUCUUCUGCACAAUUUUUGCGACCAUGCGUUACUACCAUGCGACUCUAUUGGAUGCCGCAAUGUCGUUCUAUGUUGCUCUGGGAUAAAUGAAGCUUGAAGCAAAUCAGAUAAAAGUGACGCGGUAGUUUUAUUCACGUCAUCUAUCAAUAAAAUCUAACUGGUCUGAUGACAACACAAACACAAUAUCUCCGCUUCAGUAGAUAGAUACUUUAACACAGGCAAUAAGGAUUUUAAGACUGAAAUCUAUAGACCUCACCUUAACUUUGCUCAGACUUAAGGCAUUUAAAAUAAGACAGUGUUAUUUAUAUCGCUGACAUAAAUCUGUCUCAUUUCAACUAAAACUCAAGCCUGAAUAAAGUCAAAGUGAGCUCUGUAGAUCUAAGUUUAAGUGUUUACAGGGCCUUUAUUUCGCAGAACAUAUUUAACCGAACGUCAAUAGAUUAAUUUGUACAUAAUUUGCUUUUGUGAAACUUCGUAUACAUCAUGCUUAACCAGAAUUCGGUGUGUUUUAUGCAAUGUAUAAUUAUAAUAACCAUACUUUUCUACGCACAAAAUCACUGAAAUGUGGAGAAAGUUCUUAAAUGAAAUUGCACUGCCCUUCCUUUCUAUAUUAUACAAAUAAUAUUGCAAAUGCCAAAUCAACAUUCAAAAGCUUUAAUAGCUCAACGUAAAGGCGGUUAUAGUCUAAGGUUGAAAGGUUGAGCGCACUUUGACUUUGCUUAGACUUAAGUUUCAGUUAAAAUGAGACAGAUUUAUGCCAGCCGCAUAACGCUGUCUCGUUUUAACAGUGUCUUAAGUCUGAGCAAAGUCAAAGUGCGCUCUAUAGAUCUCAGCCUAAGUAAUGUGAGAUGAGAUUAGCAGGAGUGGGACGUGCAAUUUUAAUUAUGAACAUUCACUAUAGUAAUAUGAUUAAGGGGAUUAUUAUAUGGAGUUAUCCAAACAAACUCGAUUUUUUAACCGAGAUUUUAACUUGAUCCAAUUUUCGUAUCAUACUUCUCAGGGGCACACUACUCGUUAAAUAUUUAUCACGAUAUGAUUGCGAUCCUGCGGUUCGAUUGACGUAGUGUGACAGCUUACAGUGUGACGAUCGCAAUCACUGAUUGGGUGACACUUUCUCACUAUUGGCUGAAAUGCAUUGCUGCAGCGAGAAUAACAUAAAUUCAGACAAAUACAACAGUAGAAAUCGUCGAUAUGAUUGGUGCAGCUUUUCCGUAAACGGUUGUGAUUCUAAACAUUCAGUUCAUGCAUUGAUAGAUCUCAAUAUGCAACUCAGAAUUCACCAUUCACAGUACAUUUUUAUGUGGCUCAUGGAUCGUGAUCUAAAUAAGGUGAUAGGUGUUGAACGAGGCUCUCCAUUUUGUCUUUUAUAAGUCAACGUGAUAAAAAAGUCGCCAGUUUUUUUACAUUCAACGUUUUUAUUUAUAUCGCCAAAGAUUUUCCAUGAUCUCCUUUGGUUUAAGACCUCCGCAUAAUAUUUGGACGUGUAUUUUGUUUAGUCUGGAUACUUCAUUCGUUACAUUAAAGGUGCACACACAUUAGGGUAUUGUGUUGUUCUGUGUUGUAACGCGAAUCUCGAUUGAAGACGAUCGAUUCAUACUUUUUACAGUACCUACCCUGCAGAAAAAUUACAUUCAACUUAGAAAGAGAUAAUCGGCAGCUUCGGCUUCGUUGAGUGUCGUCUUGGUCAUUGAUUGCUAACGUUUACCCGUAGGCCGUAACGUUUACUAUUUACCGUUUUGUCGCUAACUUGUCAGUAUUUGCGACAGAGAAGAGACAACAAGACCGAAAUACCGACUCUUUCUAAAUCUCGAUGUGUAAUUUGUCUCGUAAUGGAUAUGCUCACACUAUCGUGGCGCGUUCUGUGUCGUUCGCCGCACCAAAUUGAAGUCAAGUUGCAACACACAACAACACAGCAGUUUAUACUUGUUUAUACUUUUACAGCACUUGUGUGGGGAUACGGCUUUAGUGUACUGAAAAACGAAUUAUGUAACCUUCUUAAAUCACUCAAUGUUGUAUUGUAAAUGUAGUUAAAUUUUAGAUAUAUUUAUAUUAUUAAGAAAGUUUACGUUCUGUUAUUAUGGUAUAAUUUAGUGCAAUUUUUUUUUCGUCGUCUGUAAUCUACCCUUAUAUUGUAUUAAAUUUAAAUGUUGAGCAAAGAUAGUACGUAUUUUGUAGUGGUGUUUCCAUUUUCACUGUAAUUUAGGGACGCAUCCGGAUUGGUGCUCUAGCAGGUUCGAACGGUCAAUAAAUAUCGCCAUAUUCCUAAACUUUUCAUAAGUAGGUAUUGAUCUGUUGAUGUUUCACUAACGU
Maniola jurtina (meadow brown) is the source of this 9061-nucleotide messenger RNA. Its product is annotated as ubiquitin-protein ligase E3B. The transcript has 20 exons. Gene Ontology annotation, molecular function: ubiquitin protein ligase activity; protein binding. Gene Ontology annotation, biological process: ubiquitin-dependent protein catabolic process; protein polyubiquitination. Bases 246 to 3482 code for a protein of 1078 amino acids. The record is from RefSeq and is a predicted model, not a curated record. Lineage: Eukaryota; Metazoa; Arthropoda; Insecta; Lepidoptera; Nymphalidae.